AUGAAUAUCUAUCAAAACUACACGUCACGCGAGCAUGACAGACGACAUCUCUCAAAGACACAACCACUAACUAGUCCAUUUAAGCUCCGUCCAUUGCUGGGACAAUUCGAUAUCUUUGGAGCCCAUGACCUGAUCACCAAACAGUUAUCUCAUUGGAAAACCAUUUUCCCCAAUGCGGCAUUUUUCGCUGGCGAAGACCACUUCUUUGGCCCUGUCAUCACCAUGGUGUACAAGAACGAAGCUACUAGUAAGUUAAGUAGUGUUUCCAUCACCAAGUUCGGGUCCAAUGUGUUUGAGAAUCUCAUGUUGGAUUCCGGUUCCAGAUUUUGGCCUGCUUGCGACAACUUGAACCCAGAGCACAAGGAUUCCAACGUCAGAAAAGCCUUGGCCAUCACAAACUUGAAAAACUACAACAAAUUGUGGAGAAACAAAGGGCAGGUGCCAGUGACUCUGCAUUGGGACGAAACAAACGCAGGGUCAUUGGCCAGUAAAAUGGAGGUGUUGGUGGGUCGUACGCCGGAAGAGAUUGGCGAACAGCUUCUCCUGUUGGGCCUCUUGCAAGACCAUUCCAUCUCUAGCAGCGUCGUGGACGUGGUAUACAACAAUAAAACACCCCUCAAUACCUCCAAAACAGUCGAGGACAACAACACUAUAGUUACGCUUUUAGGCGAACAAGUCAACCAUCUUUUUGAUCCACUUCUUGAGUAUUCUCAUCAAACUUUGGACUACGAAUACAUGCCUCCUCAGGACCCUACGUUGCCCAUGUUGCAUAACAACAAGAUUGUGACUGCCAUCCUUAAAGAGUUGCUUGAUGUUCAAACUCAUUUCACAAUGGAUCUCGUGUGUAUCUUGCAGGACUUCAUCAUUCCCUUGCGUGCCGAUGCCCUCAGUACGUCUCCUACGUCAACUUUAGGAAUUUCAAAAGUCAAUCUGGUAUUUCCUCCUACGAUUGAUGAGAUUACAAGAGUCAAUUGCAUUACCCAUGAUGCAUUGUCAAGAGCUCAGCAAUAUGGGUACAUGGAAGUGUUUAAAGUGCUCUCCGUGAUGUUGCCAUACUUCUACAACGCAUUUGUCAGACACCAGGCCAACUUGUCUAAGUUUCACUCCCACUACUCCAAGUUUGUUCAUCACAACCACGAUCAUGUGUUUGAAUCUAAGGAAAUUAAUAAGGGCAAUUACACGGUGCGUGGCAUUGAAACUGUCAUUUCUGGCUCCAUCUUUGAGCUACCGCGAAUGAAGUUGAUCAUAAAGAGAUUAUAUGAAAAUAUUGGUAAGGAAAGGGCAUUGGAUGAAAGCUUGGUAGGUUUGAAAGAUACUGAAACUGAACCUCUCACCAAAUACUACGAGGUACUCAUGGAGAUCAUCGAUUCGUUUGGCUAUAACGAAACGGAAGUUCCCAAGAGUAAGCAGAGAGUCUUCACACCUUCUGGAAAGUUACUUACCGAACUUGCAACUGGAUGGCCCAUAGAACUUCAGUACGGAUGGAUGGAUAGAAAGGUGGUUGGGAUAUAUCAACUCACUAAUGUCUUGAAUCAAUAUUCGGAGCAUCCCGUUAAUGAGGUGUUGAUCAUUUUCUCUGAUCACUUACUAUUCAUUGAAAUUGUGGAAAAGUCCAACCAUAAAUCGGCGCUUCUGUUGCCUGAAGUGUUAAUGAACUCGUUGAUCAAUGCGAAACCUCUUCCAAAGUUUUCUCACUUCCCCGAUCUUAGAGUGAAGUAUUGGUGUGACAUCGACAAUUUGGCAGUUCGGUCAUAUGAGGCAGAUGAUCACCAUUAUCUCAAUUUUACCACUUAUGGCACGAACAAUUUCCGAGACAAAGAUGGCUUCAAGAGUCUGAAUGUUCAAAACUACCAAUUAUCCUCAGGUGCAGAUGGUUUAUCAAAGUCUCAAAAGGUCAUGGAUCUCAUCAGUAAGGCUCAGGUCUUGAGCAAAUCUGUGCCUUUCCAUCUUUUCAAGAACAGCGAUACACAUCUCGGAACCUAUUUCUGUGCUCAUGACCAAGAAGACUACGAAUCUGAGGAGUCAAGGUCUCCUAUUGUGAUUCUUCUUAAUAUGGACGCGGAAGCUGUCAAAAAGAUCUUCACAUUCAGCAAAUCAGCAUAUUUUGUCUAUAAUGUCAUCUUGCUUAACGCCCAUACCCUCCAGUUGACUGGAUAUACUCGUCACAACAUAGAUCAUUCUGAAGUGGACGAGAUUGUUUCAAUUGAUGACUUCAACGGUACAUUGAUUGAGUCACUUUACCAGUCUUUUGAAGCAAUGUUCAGAUCCAGUUACUUGUCUCCAGUUCUCACAGCGUCCAAUUUGUUCUUCAUCAACUACAUCAUCGCUGGACACGAUGAAGAAGAAUUGGAACAACUCGAGGAGCCUAAAACAGAAGGUCUAUCAAGAAGCACUGAUUUCGGCAAUGAGAUUGGAAUAGACAGAUAUCCAGAGACAGCAAUUCCAAAUACUGAAAAUCUCACAGCUGAGGUAGAGCCCUCUGUUGAGCGAAGAUCUAUCGAAGAUAAUCUGAGAAACAUCCCUAAAAGACGCAAGUCCUUAUUACAUGUGUUGUUCGGAAAAAUGAAGAAAAAUCACAGGUCGGAGGAACCUAUCGUGAGCACCGGCGUAAAAUCCAAGAAUUCAGCACAGAAGAAUAUACCCGACACGAUGAUUCCUCGGGGACGCAAGCUGGUCUACAAGAAAUUGUACACCCCAGCACCAGAGUUGCGUGAAGUUUCAGCAGUGAGUACCGAUAUUGAAUCACCAGCACCAACCAAUCUCUCACCGGUUCCAAUUCAAUGGGACAACACUGAAAAUGCCACAAUUGGAGAGGAAAAUGUCAUUACUCAAGUUGCUGGCAAGGAAAGCGGAAUUCAAACGGAAAGUGAGAUGCCAAUUCCUGUCAUGCCCAGUUCAUUGGAGUCUAACACGGGCUUGCAAGCUCGUAAUGUUUCAACUAACACUAAUGCGUCUUCCAAAUACACCGAAAAAUCAUUGGAUGUCCAGUCAAACUUUGCCUUCCCAGCUAGAGGACCGGGGCUUUCAAAGGACCAUCAAGAAUCAACAGCACAACCCAAUAGAAAUUCAGACAUUCCAAGAAUGUUUCCUGUACUGAAAGCUACUAACGAGUUGGAAAUUGAUUCUGGUAUGCUGUCGGAGGUUGAGAUGAAGUUACAAACCGAGAGUGGAUGGGAAAAAUUCACCCACGGGAUACCCCCACUGGAAGCAACAUCUGUGAAACGCAUGUCUUCUGUGAAUUCGUCAGCUACUGUCAGACGCCAGGAGCCUCUCGCAGAAACACAGAAAUGGAAACCAGCAACUGGAACAUUGAAGAUUAAUGAAAACUUAGAGCCUGAACCGAAUACUCAAAAGCAAAGAAUAAUCUCAAGCCAAGAUAUCGCCAUGGCACUUGAAAAUAUCAAUGCAUCGGGUAUAUUGCCAGAAGUGUACGAGAAGUACAAACAAUACGAAGUGGUGCCAGUAAGCACCUUUUAUAAUGAUGGAGAGAAGAACUGGGUUGCAUAUAUCAGAGACAACUCGUCCAAUCUCCAGGAGGAAAUCAAAGCCAUGAAGGAGGAGGCGAACAUGGACACUGUGGAUGUGAUUGACAUCGGGACUCACUUGUCUAUGGUCCCGCAAGCCCAACAAUUUGAUUCUUCUGAUGCCACGUUCUCUUCCAUGGAGUAUGGAACGUUUGUUCAACAGGAGGAACCAUCGUCCUCUUACUACAGUGUCGUAAAAACUGGUAUUCCUGACUACAUGGUGAGUCUUCCCAAACAUGACUCGUUACAAUCGUUUAAUUCGGAGUUUCUCAAUAGUUUUGGUAAGAGGCUCGAAGAAGAUUUCCACUUACUGUCCAAUGGGCCAAGUCGUGAACCCACCUUCUCAAAUGACGACUUUGAAAUUGUCAGAUCUCAAAUUGAUAUCUCUUCUGAAGGACAGGCCGACAUUUCUGAGAGGUCCUUUCCCGUAAUCGAGGAGGGACUGAAUUCGAAGGGAUCCUCAUCCGACAAGGGCACGCAGCAGUUGAACAUGAGUCUUGGAACACCAAACUUGAGCUCGGAUGAUGAAUAUUUCUCAUCCAGUGAAUUCUCUACGGCACUUGAGUUUUUCAACCAAAAACCCGUUGAUACCGAGGACCAUGCCACGUUGACUUCAUCAUCUAGCGAUAGAACUCUCAUGAAUGACAAGCUCAAUACCAAAGGAGAUAAUUUUGCACUCAGGCUCGACUCCGUUGCCUACUUGUCAGACUUCCUCAACGGUACAGUGAAAUUCUAA
Sungouiella intermedia is the source of this 4260-nucleotide messenger RNA. The record is from the annotation of a GenBank genome assembly. Lineage: Eukaryota; Fungi; Ascomycota; Pichiomycetes; Serinales; Metschnikowiaceae.